UUGUCUUUAUAUUUGUAAUUUCAGUUUGUCUAUAAUUAAUUAAAGACACUACCUUUGGUACUUUGCACUUAAUUCAUCUUGGCAGCUCUCUCUGCUCAUUCUUCAUACAGCACCGCUGAUAUCUUCAUAGGUCCUUCUCCACCGUUAAGAUAUAUGGGAGACGCUGUGUUUGGCAACCCCAUCACAAACUCAACUUUAGGACUGCCUGAUUUUCUAGAUAAGAAGAAUAUACAACGCAUAGACAGAGCUCGAAUGGCCCUUAACAUGAAGAAUGCAGAGGAAAAGAAUGCCAAAGCUCUCCAGUAUUUGGAGAAACUGAAGGAACAAUCUGAGGUUGGACUGGGAACACUUUGCCUACUCUACAAUGCCACUGGGGAUGCUAUAAGCUAUGUUACCCACAAGAAUUGGCAUGGACGUAUUGGAGCUUCUCCAUAUCCAAUGCAGAUUGCAAAUGGACAAUGGGCUGCCUUUAUGCAUGUUUCUAAGCCUGUUCACUCUAUUGGGGCUGUUGUGUACCGUGGCAAGGACCCUCAAGGGGUUGAUUGUGAUUGGAUGGUGUCAUGGGACAACCCUAAUGACAAAAAUAAGUGGAACACGCAAGCAUAUUCGGAGAUCCGUGAAAAAAACCACUUCUCAAAUUGCGAUUGGCAAGUAGUAUAUGAUAAAAUGCAAGUUAGCGGCGUUUAUCACGAUGGUGUUGAAGAAAAAAACAACUGGGACAGAUGCUUCUUGUCUGCAUGCAUUGGCAAUCACAAAUUCCCCAUAUUUGUGGCAGUAUUUACCCUACAAGACGUUUGAUUUACUAUCGCAGUUAGACUGCAACAACUAAAAUACUAAUAUAUCAUAUGACAAUAUUUAUAAUAAUAUUUUAUCAUAUUAAU
Molecule: messenger RNA, 881 nt
Organism: Ziziphus jujuba (common jujube)
Lineage: Eukaryota; Viridiplantae; Streptophyta; Magnoliopsida; Rosales; Rhamnaceae
Product: 23 kDa jasmonate-induced protein
Exons: 3
Coding region: 154-798 (214 amino acids)
Source: RefSeq, a predicted model, not a curated record